This is a messenger RNA of Gasterosteus aculeatus aculeatus (three-spined stickleback), 10911 nucleotides long. Lineage: Eukaryota; Metazoa; Chordata; Actinopteri; Perciformes; Gasterosteidae. The record is from RefSeq and is a predicted model, not a curated record.
GGGAGGAUAGCAAGUCAGGGAUGGGGAGAUCGCCGAGUGGAUAGAAGUGUUACUACAGAGCUGCUGGAGGACGGGAUGGGAGCCGAAGGAUAAUGCUCCACUCCCCAGCGUGCAGCGGCGUGCCGGACACCUCCUGACUCCUCGCGGCGGCGGCGGCUGUCUUCGUCCUUGCAGCAGCCACUGUCUUUUCUAUCCCUCCUCCUUUCAACCACAGCCUUCUUCAUCGUAUUUUUGCUCGCUCCUCCUCACUCCAUAUUCCUCUGCAACCGCUGGGCUCCCCCUCCUCUCUUUUCUACCUCUGUCCCCUUUUUUUGGUCCAGAGGACGGAUUUCUGUAUUUCAUCAGGGAUUGUAGAAGAAAUGUCUCUCUGGGAGUGAUGGCGUUGCCACGAGUGCCGCCCUCUCUGUCGCCAUGACGAUGCCGUUCAGCCCCCUGUCCAGCGACGAGGAGCAACAAAGGAUGCUGGGAAAUCGGCAUCCCUACCCAGGGGGAGAGGAGGAGGAAGAGGAGGAGGAAGAGGAGGAGGAGGAAAUGGAAGAAGACGAGCGUGAUGUUGACCAGGAGGAGGAGGAGAACGGCGAGCUGGACGGCGAAGAGGAAGACGAGGAGGAGGAGGUGGUCGAGGAAGUCAGGCGGGGCGGCCUAUCGCGUGUGGGCAGGGGGGAGGGACACAGGCAGCCAGGUAAACCGACCGGAAGACCCCCCGGGGACAGACAGAUCCGGUCAGGAAACCCCGGACACGCCACAAACCCCUAUUCGUCCAAUCCUGCACCAACGCACCAACCACCGGCCAAUCACGUGCAGCAGCAGCCGCAGAGGCGGUUGAAGGAGCGCAACACCGGCACGACGUCAUCAGAGGACGCUCACGUUGCCAUGAUGGUGUUUCGCAUCGGCAUCCCGGACAUCAAGCAAACGAAAUGUUUGCGGUUCAACCCGGACGCCACGGUGUGGAAGGCCAAGCAGCAGGUGCUCUGCUCCCUGACCGAAUCUCUGCGGGACGUCCUGAACUACGGUCUGUUCCAGCCCGCCACGGACGGCCAUGACGCCAUGUUCCUGGAGGAGGAGAGGCUGCUCAGAGACUACCCGCAGUCCUUUGAGAAAGGGGUGCCAUAUCUGGAGUUUCGAUACAAAACCAGGGUGUACAAACAGACCAAUCUGGAUGAGAAGCAACUGGCCAAGCUGCACACUAAGGCCAGCCUGAAGAAAUUCAUGGAUUAUAUUCAAACCAGCGCUGUGGACAAGAUGGCCAAGUUCUUAGAGAAAGGCCUCGAUCCCAACUACCAGGAUGCCGACACCGGCGAGACUGCCCUGUCCUUGGCGGUGCAGUGUGAGCCGGGUGGAGGUGAGGCCAUCCGCGUCCUGGUGGAGGGAGGUGCUCACAUUGACUUCCGCGCCAAAGACGGACUCACGCCUGUGCACAAAGCUGUGCGGGGCCACCGCCAUACCGCCCUUCUGGUCCUUUUGUCCCUGGGUGCGUCUCCGGACUAUAAGGACCGGCGAGGGCUGACGCCGCUCUACCACACUGUGCUGACAGGGGGCGACACCUCCUGCUGCGAAACACUGCUUUACCACCACGCCAAACUAGGCAUCAGGGACGAGAACGGCUGGGACGAGACACAUCAGCGUCUGUGUAUGUGCUGCCUCUGUGUCUACGUCAACAAAAACAGAAACAUUCAUGCCAUGAAACACUCCCGCCUCCCUCCAUUCAUCUCGGACACCUUUCACCCUUCAUCCCACCCGCCUUGCUUCUGUGGCAGUGAGGUGGACGGGACGAAUCGAGCCUCCUCCUCCUCCUCCUCCUCCUCCUCCUCGGUGUCGUCCUCAGCGCUUCAUCAGGGUCUCCUCAGCGCUCGUGACCUCCAUCUUAUUCUGUCUCUGCGUGCGUCAAUGCACACAAUGUCAGUAAUUAUUCAACUAAUGCAAUCAAUGUUCGCUAACCGCCGCUGUUUGUUGCAGGAAAGCUGUUCACGAAUUCUUCUCUAUCGGGGAGCGAAUAAAGAAACAAAGAACAACAACGGGCAGACGUGCUUUCAGGUGGCUGUUAUGUCCGGCCAUUUUGAACUGGGAGAAAUUAUCAAAAACCACCGGGAUACAGAUGUGGUUCCCUUUGUGGAGUCUCCAAAGUUUCAACGGCAGAGGCGGGAGAGCACCCGUUCUCUGACAAUACCCCACCCUCAUCCUUUCCUCCGGGGCAACAGUGACAGCAGUAUGAACCUGCCCGACUGGAUGGCGGUGCCCAACGCCCCAGGGACCAACAUCGUCUCUGUGCAGGGCUACAAGCACACAGGAGCCCUGCGGAGCUCCAGCAGUCCCAGAGGGGCGAGGACACGUUCUCCAUCCCGAGGGAGGAUCGGAGACAAGGAGGACCGGAGCAGGCAGAGUCGGAGACAAGCGCCGGCUCCUGCCAGCGCAGCCGCACAAACCGCAGGCCAGCGAAGACGCCUCUACAGUGCGCUGCCGGGACGCGUCUUUGUGGCCACUCGAUCGAACUCGGCCCAGGGAGAGCGAGAAAUCAGCUUCAGUAAGGGAGACCGGGUCAAAGUAUUAAAAGUUGGGAAGGCGGGAUUUGAGAGGGAGCGCCCGGGUAGAAAGGGGUUGGUUCCCCUCCAACUGCGGGAGGAAGUGAUGCUUCGGAGCCAAGACAACCGAUCAGAGAGCCGUGGAGAACGAGCCAAAAGGCUCUUCCGCCAUUACACUGUGGGAUCCUAUGACAGCUUUGACGCUCCCAGUGACUAUAUAAUCAAGGAGAAGUCGGUGCUUCUGCAGAAAAAGGACAGCGAGGGUUUCGGCUUUGUGUUGCGAGGGGCCAAAGCUCAGACUCCUAUUGAGGAGUUCACCCCGACCCCGGCCUUCCCCGCCCUGCAGUACCUGGAGUCAGUGGACGAGGGAGGCGUCGCCUGGAGGGCCGGUCUCAGGAUGGGGGAUUUCCUCAUAGAGGUCAAUGGACAGAAUGUGGUGAAGGUCGGUCACCGACAAGUUGUCAACAUGAUCCGGCAAGGUGGCAACAGCCUCAUGGUAAAGGUAGUCAUGGUAACCCGAAACCCCGACAUGGAGGAGGGUUCGAGGAAGAAAAUCCCCCAGCAGAGUAAGAGGCUGAACACUCCGGCCAUCGCCCUACGAUCCAAAUCCAUGACUUCAGAGCUGGAGGAGAUGGUGGAGAGAGCUGCUACCCCUUGGAAAAAAAAAUCAGAAUUCGAAUCCUCACAAGUUACAGAGAAGAAGAGGACAGUCUAUCAGAUGGCUUUGAAUAAACUAGAUGAAAUUCUUGCAGCAGCUCAGCAGACAAUCAGCACCAACGAGGCACCGGGGACACGGGGACAGGGGCCAAAAAGAGACAGAGGACGAAGUUUCUAUGGCAAUGAGCAGAACUACGGCGAUCCGUCCGGGAUGGGGGUGAUGCCGUCGGGGUUGGGCCUCGGCUACGACCGCGGCCUGUACAACUCAGGUCACGGCCCAAAGCACGGUAUGCGGCGGCAGAAAUCCAUCGGCGUGCCUGAGGAGGAGAGGCAGUCACUGCAUCCUCCAGCCAUGAAGUUCGCUCGCAGUCUGUCGGUGCCCGGCCCGGACGACAUCCCCCCUCCUCCCACCACAGCUCCACCAGAGCCUCCGUUCUCCUCCGCUCCGCCACUAGGUUGGAGAGCAAAGUCAUCCCAGCAGCCCGUCUCAGUGUCCCAGUCCACCUCAACGCCCGCCCACUACCAGCCGUACUCCCAGGCAGCGCAUUUCACCCAUGGCGGCAGGGAAAGGUCAGGCAGUUCCGGCACGGGCCCCGGUGGUGGAGCGGUGGACCACGCGACCCCUUAUGCACACGCCACUGCCCACACUGCUCAAAGCAGAACUGCCUCGCGAAAGGUCGCCUAUUCGGGGGAGCCUGGUGGAGCUGGCCCGGGGGCCGGUGGAGCGAAGACAGCCGGUCUUCGGAGAGGCUACAGCAACGCCAUCCUCCCAUCCAGCAGUGCCACUGUAAUGCCCCAGCAACAACAGACCACACCGAGUCAACCCCAACGCACAGACCGCAGUGCAGCUGGGCCUGGAGCUGGCGGUCCCAAAGGAGGGGCCAGGAGAGGCAAGGGACCACUGGUGAAGCAGUCUAAGGUGGAGGACCUACGCAUGGCCCAGGGUACGCUCGGGGGGAAAGGCUCGGUGGAGAAAAGCUCCAUCCCCAUCCCCACCAUUAUUGUCAAGGCCCCCUCGACCAGCAGCAGUGGACGCAGCAGCCAGGGUAGCAGUGUGGAGGCCGACGCUCCUGCAUCAGGAGAGACGGAUGAGGCGAAGACACCACACGGUCCUCCUCCCUCCACCCCCGCUCCACAGCCGCCCGCUCCGCCUUCCAUCCCUGCGCCGCCGCCUCCCUACUUGCCUUCUAUGCGAGCCCAGGAUAAUCUGGACUUCACAAGCCAGUUCGGGGCAGCUAUCGUCGGUGCUGCUCGCCGGGACAGGGAACGGUUGCACGAAGCUCGCAGAAAGAGCGCCUCCUUGUUUAUGUCCGCCGAGGAGGAUGUAAGCGUCGGGGUAAGUGACGGAAUAACAAGGACUCAAGCGUCACAGCAACAGCUCAGCACACAGGCUGAAAGUUCAUCAACACGGCUGCGCCCGUCCAAGUCCAUCGACGAGGGCAUGUUCUCCGGGGACACUUUUAUCCAUCACACCCGCAGUAUGCCUCCCGCCUUUGGCCUCCCUGAGUACUCCUCGCCUGCCCUGGACUAUCAGCCUAAGUCUGUGCCCACUGACUUGUACACAGCGGCAGGCAGGCAGCCGGCGUCCUCCGGUACAACCACCUUCAUUCACCCGCUAACAGGGAAGGCCCUUGACCCCACAUCGCCACUCGGCCUCGCCCUGGCUGCUAGGGAGCGCGCUCUGAGAGACGACAGCAGGUUAAGGAGGGGAGCAGAACACCACUUCAGCCGCCAGAUGUCGAGCGCGGCGUUUCCUUCGUCCACUGUCAACUCUCAGCCGGUGUCGUCGACCGCCCAGUCCUCCAGCUCCUCUUACCUGGUCACCUCGUCCUCUCUGGCCGCUACUACGGCCUCCGUUGGUCGCCCACCAUCGCCCCGAAUCCUCAGAGGAGUCGGCAGCGUGUGGAGUGAGGAGGGCGGGGGCGGAGACAGGGAGCGCGAAGGAGGAGGGGCUCGCGAGGGGCUUAGAGUUCGCUUCUCCGAGGACAAAACCGUCCACACGCACCACUACCAGUCUCAACCGUAUCAGUCGACGUACAAGGAGAGGGAGCGGGAGAGGUCGAGAGAGCGGGACAGAUCGAGGGAGCGGGAGGCGUCGCGGGAAAGAGAGAGGGACAAAGAGAGAGAGGAUUACAUGAGGAGGGCGGAGCAAGCUGCCGAAAGCUCUGUUCAACAUGCGUCCCAAACUCAUCAGCCUGCAAGACCCUCUUUUCUCAGGAUGGAAAAUCAAGCGGAUGCCUACAUCUUGUCCCUCACCCCUCCCUCACCUCCACCAAAUGGUUCUCAGCAGACAGCGAACACCACUGGGAGCAGUGGGACUGGUCUGAUGGUCCUUCCUCCCCCCGCCCCCUCGAUUGAUGCCGAUGAUGAGUUUGUCUACGCAGACCCUCUCCCGCCUCCAUUACAGUUUGCCAACAGUUUUGACAGGGGAACGGGGGGAUUAUCAGGGUACUCACAACACGGGAUGCGCCCAAAUAGCUUGACCUCCCGCCAACAGCAGGUCCCUCCACCUCCUCCUCCACCACCCCCUCCUCCACCCCCCAUUAAAGAAGCAGGUGGGUUUCAUGCUCACACACCCUUGCCCUCUCCUCAGGCAGGAGACUCCACCGCCUCCAGCCUCACAUCUUACGACAGUGAGGUUGCUAACCUUACCCAAUCCGCUCCCUCUCCCUCCCAAACGUCGCCCAACCCCCCGCCCCCUCACUCGCCCUCUACCCUGCACCCCACCUCGUCAACGGGACCUCCGCCUCCCCCGUCGGUCUCCCCGCCACCUCCGCCCGGGUCCUAUCACAGGCCCUUCUCCGUGUCCCACCACCUUUACAACAGCUCACAUACCCCCGGGCGCUCUUCGCCAACGCCUCCCCCACACACAGUCGCACCUCCCCCGGGAUACCGCGGUACCCCGGCACCCACCUCGACCGCUGCCACCUCCGCUCCACACAGGGGCACUUUCUCGCAUGCCAUGACCGCUAGCUGUGCCGCUACAACCACAACAUGCACCUCCACUCAGCUCUACCAAGAGCGCACACACACGGGACACCAAACACACACCACGUCCUCCACCGCCACCACAGGAGGUCGCAGGACAGGGGAGCACCACCCGUCCCUCACCCUGCUGCCAAGAAAGGGAGAGUCCCAGGAGACAGUGGUGGACUCUGGGAUCGAAGAGCUGGACAGCCGCAGCAGCAGCGACCACCACCUGGACAGCAUCCUGGCCAGUGUCCGGGGAGACAGGCUGGACCGGGGGGAGAGGGGAGGACGGACGGGGGGAGGAGGCGGGACGGGGGAAUUGGAAAGGGGAGGGGAUUUUCUGGAGUCUUACAUGAGCUACCUGGACGGACAAACCUUCGAGAUGCAGAAUGCCACAGCAGCAGUGUCCACCUACCCAAAGGCUAACAGGUUCAGGGAGGGCGGUCGAACCAGCGAUCUCCACAGACAGACCAGCACCGCUCCCGCAUCUUUCCACUCCCACAGACGAAGGGACGAGCAGGAAGACGACGAGGAGGGAGCGGAUGAAAGCAGUCGCGACGGGUACGGGGGGAGUGACAUGCAGAAUUUGGGACGUCCGAUUUCACCGUACUUUGAUCGCCCUCGCACCCCCGAGAUCAAGCCUCUCUGGGGCGAGGGGCAAAUGGCGGCUGACCAGUCCGCGGCAAUUUUAGAGGGGAAAAAGGUUUACCCGCCCGCCUCCAGUAUGAAGCCCAGCAUCAUAAAUGAGCUGAACAGCAAACUGCAGCAAAGGACCAAGGACAGCUGGCACAGCCAGAGCCCUCUGGGCAGACACAGAGCCAGAAACAGAUUCUCAGAGGAUUCGGCCUCAGCUCUGAGUCCUCCUUCAGCUCGAUCCCAGUCACCGUCUCCGAUUUCGUUAUCGCAGCCGUCGUUAUCCCCGUCCCCCACCCCUGCCUCCCAGUACCCCAACUGGGGACGAUCGCCAUCCCCUCAACCCCCAGCUGCGUCUCAGCCUCCUCGUUCUCAUUCCCCGAUUUCCCCAACGUCUUAUGCCCCUUAUCCCACUUCUCCGAAACACAGACCUGUCUACCGAACCAAAGCCCUAGAAUUCCAGUUCAUCCCCAGUCGCGAGUCCCGCAAAGCGGAAUCACACAUGUUCCAGCGUAGGAGAGCACCCAGUCCCCUCAUCUCUCCGUCAGAGCGGCCCAAGCUGGGUCCACCGCGACCAUCGUCCCUUCCACUCCUCCCCACCACACCGCUCUACAGUGCGAUGUAUGACCUGCGGGGUUCAAUCACGCCGCCGUCCCCGGGGAACCCUCUUGGAGAUCCUUACUUUUCGCCCUCUCCUCCCCUGUUCGCCGCCUCUGGCGCCCCGCCCCCUCCCAACUCGGCCUUAGUUGUCUCUCGAUCCCUUUCUCCGACUCACUUCUUGUCCGGGGCCUCGUCUCCGCCGAUGCACCCUCACACUCCGCCUACAUGCCUGAGUUACCCCCACCUACCGCCACCUUCCCCCACGAAGCCUUUUGCUUCCAAGCCACUGCCCUACUGGACCAAGUACGACGUCGCAGACUGGCUAGGAUACCUGAACCUGGGGGAGCACAGGGAGCGUUUCCUGGACAACGAGAUUGACGGCACCCAUCUGCCCUCCCUCACCAAGGACGACUUUCUGGAUCUGGGCGUGACUCGCGUUGGCCACCGAAUGAACAUAGAACGGGCCCUGCGGACCGUAUUGGACAGGCUGGCCAGUAGCCCAUUUCCCAUUUUGGUUCUGUCCCCUCGGGAAGGGCCGACUGAGCGGAGGAGGGAUGACGGGAGUCGUAGCUGAGGUUGCAAAAGGCAGAAAAACGGAGAGAUGGAGAGUAUGUGAGAAAGGGUUGGAGUCAAAGAUGGAGGAAGACACAACUGCUACUAUCCAUAGUGGUUUCACGCAACAAAUAUUGCGUGAAAUAUUUGUUGCGUCAGAGAGAGGGAGUUAAGGCCCAAAGGGAGAUGGAGACACAGGGAUGGAAAAAUGGGCUGAGGAUCCAUAACGACUCCAGCUGUGGCAGGCUGAUAGAAACAAGUACGUUCCCCUACAUGCAUGCACCGUCACACCAAUCAGCAGACAAGUCACGCAAACACACACCUCCACCUAAAAUCUGCGUGAAGACACUGUGGCUGCAACAGAUAUUCCAAGUGAGGAACAGUGAUGAAAUCGAGCCAAAUACUAAAGCGAGGCAAUCACAAGCCACGUCGCUUCAAAGAUAAAGGUGUCACUCGUCACGCCGCCAUCUUGUUGACUACUCCUCUCACCCAUCAGCUGGCUGGUUUAAUCUGUUUAAGCCACCGACGAUACUUUGGUCAGUGAAAACUCGAAUGUUACGUGUCUGAAUAUUACUGCGGAUAAGAUGAGAGCGAACUUUGGUGAAUGGGUGCAACGCUUUCUCUGUCUGGACGGCGGACGCGUAGGACGGCACAAGGCAGAAACGUCGUGGCGGCUUCCCCGUCUGUCACCGGAGGGGGCGUCGGCGCAGACGGAUGACUCUGCCUGGCUCUUCUUGUUCAGCUCCCACGGGUUACGUCUGCUUUUACCCCCCCGUAGGGCUCUGUCUUCACCGCAGGUCCUGUGAUCAGGAUUGUUUGUGUUCCUUUCUAGCUCUUUAUCAUCUUAAGUCUUAUAAUGACAUACACAUAUACGUAUGUAUAUAUACACACGUAUAUAUGUAUGUAUAUAUGCAGACUGGUCACUGUAUCACAAAUUUGUAGCAAAAAUAAGUGCCCAGACCGACUGAAUAAUAAAAAAGAAGAAAAAAAAAGAAUCAGUUACACUCACAGACACCUGAGUUACGACUUUACCUGCCUGCAUGCACACACCAACAUGUAGACACACACACACACACACACACACACAGAAAAGCACUUGCAAGUGAUUGCGUUAAGAGUUAAUGGGACACGUAUAUAGACACACUCUAUGUUUGGAGCUAAAAUACACUUAUACAAAAGGUGACAUACUGUGCUUUCGCUUGUGAGACGGCUCAUGUGACCAUGUGAAGAGGAACCCUCCCCCCUCCCGGGGGGGAAAGACUUCCUCACGUCAAGACAAGUCCACAAAGACCUUCCGUCCGAGGGAGACCAGAAAGGACAGGGGAAGGGAAGAAGAAAAACUGCCAUUUUCUUGCCCCCCCCCCACCCCUCGCCCCACCUUCACUCUCUCUGAACAAAACCCCCGAGGAAACAAGCAGCCACCGGUCCCCGAGGGGAUUGGAGAAAAAUGCUUAUAUCAAGUUUUAAUACUAUGAUUCUUCUUACGAUUUUUAAACUUUAAAAUGGGAAAUGGAUUACUAAUAUUGAUAUGAAGAGAUUUAUUGUUACUGUUUAUCAUGACUUUCAUCGUCCUUACUGUUAUUAUAACUUCCUGCCUCCUGCCUUCGGAUACUGAGGUGUCGCUGUCGUGCAAUCGGGUGUUUUCUAACUGUGAUGGACAUAACUGCUGGUUAUAUAAAGAAAUGUGUUGGUAUACAUAUAUAUAUAUAUAUAUAGGUAUUUUUGAACUGAAAGAUGAAUAUUAUUUAGUGCACAGAACCCUCAACAUUGUCUCUCUGUGUCCAGAAGCAUUGCAGCUUCCUAUGAAGCACAUUUCAGAAACAAACUGCUUUAUUCAUGGCCUCAAACGAUUUCCUCUCUGUUUAAAAGUGAUUUGUCACUUUAUAUCAUGCAGAUACUCAACGUGUAGCAGCUGGGAAGAGAAAACAAUGUAUUCAUUUAUUCAAGCAGUGAUAAAUGUAUUGGAUGCCCCCCCCCCCCCCCCCCUACCUCCCUUUAAUUGAUCACAUAAAAACAAUCACAUAAAUGACUCCUUUUCCACAUCUUAACGUGUCGUAUGCACAUUCACACCUCAUUAGAAAUGAUUAUAUUCUCACAUCAUUGAUCAAAUAUAAGGGCUCUCCCACCUUUAACACUUCUCCUGCUGCUUUGGAGUCCUCCAACACAUCGUGUGUCAGAUUGGUUUACUCUCAGAUCACGUGCUCACAGGCGCGUGAAUGAGUGAAGGUGGAGAAAUGUGUCAGAGAUGUUUGAAUGCAAAGGAAAUAGCAACAAGGACGAUGAAAACAAUGGUUACCGAAUGGUUUAAGAUGUUUAAAAAAAGUUCUAAACAAUCUCUGUCUUCCAAAGGUUUAACACGAAAAGGUACGAUGUAUAUUUGUUUAUCUGCUGUGCUUUCUAUACAGUUUGACCGUUUCUCCCCAUCUUGUCCCUUCCACCGUCAAGACACCCGACAGCAUCAACGUUGUGCUUCUCAUUUUCAUGUUGUUGGUACAAAGCACCUCCUGUUCAUAACAGUAUUAUGCAAAGGCCCUUUUCACAUUAGCAACCGUGGCUUUUCACAUUUCCCUUUAAUGGUUUUGAAACAAAUGUUCAGCCGAAGGGCGAGUUUCUGAAGGGCGGACAAGCAGGAUGUGGCUUCCUUCAUCGCACGGCCAAAUUCUACUCGUGUCCUUCAGGUCUCUAAAGGUCUGCUAGUGAGUACGGUGAAAUAGUAAACGUACAGAAAGCACCAACAGCACGACUUGUUUUAAUUCAUUUAGACGUUCGACAUGGUGGCUGUGAAUCGGUCAGACUCUAUAGAAAACACUUUUCCUUUUGAUCUUGAAAAAGAAAUUAAUUGAUGAAAGCUAAUUUACAGAAUAUAUGUAUAUGUGAAAGGCAUAUACACGUUCAUAUAGACCUAUAUGAAAACAAAUGUUUUAAGAGAUAUACAUUGUUAGAAUUAUAAUAAAGAUACAGAAUUAAAAGUUGUGAUUUG